Patiria miniata (bat star) is the source of this 2441-nucleotide messenger RNA. Its product is annotated as spindle and kinetochore-associated protein 2-like. The transcript is spliced from 8 exons. The record is from RefSeq and is a predicted model, not a curated record. Gene Ontology annotation, molecular function: microtubule binding. Gene Ontology annotation, biological process: cell division; mitotic cell cycle; chromosome segregation. NCBI's taxonomy places the organism in Eukaryota, Metazoa, Echinodermata, Asteroidea, Valvatida, Asterinidae. Gene Ontology annotation, cellular component: outer kinetochore; spindle microtubule. Bases 134 to 955 code for a protein of 273 amino acids.
CUCAGUCCAUAGAGGGCGCCGUGGAAGAUAAUAAAAUCAAAAACAACAGAGGGCGGUAAACACAAACCUGCAAAAAUCGGCGACGAAGAACGACGAAAUUUGUUUUGAUUUGACAGUUUUCCAUUCUUGAAAGAUGGAGAGUAGUCAACAAAUCGGGGAACGAGAAGGUGAAAAGCUUUGUCAUGACAUGGCGAACAGCGUAGACAAAGUUGAAGCACUGUUUCGCAAAGCGGAGUCUGACCUGGAGUACAUGUCCAGAAAACUGGAGGAUGAAUUCAGGCAGCAACUGGGUGGCAAUAACCAGCAUCUGAACCCCAGCGAGAUGAUGCAGCGACUGCAGCGGGUCAAGAAGGAGUACAACAGCCUGGUGCAGGAUGCAGAGGGCAUCAAGGCCAUGCAGUCACAAAUGGCAAGCUACUUCAGAAGCCAGCUGCAGACGGCUUGUACGGCCAUCAAAGCCCUGCAAGAGAACGCCCCACAGGCUCAGAUCACAGACAGCAGUGAGCAGGAAGCAGUAGUGGAUUCCAUCCUGGGUCUGCGUCUUGGGGACCAAACAGACACCAACCAGACUAGCGAUGGGGAGGUGUGCACUAAGGAAAGCCCAGCACAGGAAUCCUCUCAAAAAACAAAAAAUACAUCCGGAAAAGCCACCUCGGAAUUAUCACAGGCCGAAAAGAGAGCGCGAAAUGAGGGUUUUACAGCGAUAACAGAGGAAGAGUUGCAGUCAGUCUCGCCGUUGGUCAGAGGACGGGUCAAACUGGCUGAUGUCAACGCCGUGUACAGAACACUGUUUGAGCACUUCAAAGUGAAUGGCAACUCGGAGAGUCUUACGAUUCAAGACAUGAGUAAGAAAGGACUGAGGAUAACCGGAGCAACAGGAGAAGCAAAGUUAAAGGUCUUACGAGCGUUGAAGGUUCUACAUAUGUCCAAGAACGGAGCAGUGAAACUUCUCUGAUUAGUCUCGACCUCAAGAAGAAUUACUUUGUUUCCACUUCAGAUUAUUGUGGAUCCAUAAUGUGUGUGUGUAUUUUGUUCCAGCCCAUAUUGGGCAAAGCCACAGUGCAGGCUUCCUUUUAAUUCGGGCGUUUCACAAUGCAGUGCACCACCAAGAGUUUGCCACGGAGAGUUCAUUUUUCUCAGUGCAUUGUGGGAGAUGGUCGACAAAUUUGCAGUGCGGGACAUUUGAAAUUGUUAGUUUUUCCGGUCAGUAGUUUGGUAAGCGUAUGAUUCAAGUACAUGUAUUAUGUUUGCCCUUUUCUUUUCUUUUUAUCAGUACGGUGUUUUUGUAAGGCGGCAGAACACUGUGCCCUAAUCUAUAACAAAUGAGCUCAAGUUCAUUCAAAAGGGCUGUGUUUUGUGGACCGUAAACUUGAAAAACGGACUCUCCAUGGCAAACUCUUGGUGGCACACUGCAUUGUGAAUCGCCCAAAUUGGCUUCCAUUUAAGUACCCAACAAUUCUUCCAUUGAUGUAGAUCUGGUUUUGUAUCUUCGUACGUGGUUUAAGGUUCAUUUUGUAAAGCCCUUAAUUAUUAUUAAAUAAAGAAGACGGAUUCUGUGGAUAUGAUUUGCCAUGGCCUCCGUGUACAAGUACCCCAACGGUUACAAAAGGAGAGUUGGGGAAGAUCUUGGAGGAAUGUUGCACGCAUUGCUGACAAUGCCUGGUGCAAACUCAUUCUGUUAUAUUCAUGGAGGUAUAUUUGGCCAUUUUACCCAUAUACCCUUAUAAUUAUUGUGUUAAAUCGUGUUGCAUGGUUUUGUUAAAACCAUAAGUAUAUAAAUUUGUUUAAUUUUGUUGAGUUGUUUUCCUUUUACUUGUGUUUUAUUACUGUCAUGUUUCUCAUCAAGAGUUCACUUAAAAUGCUGUUGUAUUUUUGUUAAGCAUUGUGAAAGUAUUAAAAUAUAACAUGGUACAGUAAUGUUAGAUGCCACAUUAAAACAUGAUCUGAAGAUACUUUUAAAUGUAGAAACAAGAAUCAAGGUUGACACAUGAAUUCCUGUGAAAAGUCAGAAAUUAAAUGAUCCAAAAGUAAAGUUAUCUAGCAGCUGUUCAGCGAGUAGGACUCUAACGUGUAGACUACAAUCUUUGUGAUAGUGUUGAUGAUUGUAAUGUCAGUGUUGUCGAUGUCAUCAAUGUGGUAAGUAAAAAUGCCAAAAGAUUAAUUCAUGUAUGUAAAUUUGUCACCAAUGAACCCGUUCUGAGAGAAAUUUUUGCUUGAAAGGUAUUUCUGCCAAGUGAAACUUGCCGCAAUUUGUAUUCGUCAUUAAUAAAUGAGUUAUCUGUGAACUGGUACCAAACUCACUAAAAUGCUUACCAGUUCUAUAUGACACGUAUGUAAUUUAUAUGAAUGGUGAUAAUAUUGAGCAGAAUUGUGUAUAAAUAUGUCAUCAUGUACUAGUGAACUGUAAGCUAAAUAAAACACAAUGUGCUAUAAUUAACGCA